UGCUGCUGUCGCUGGAUUUUGUUGUUAUUAUAUUCCCACUCCCGCUGCCAUUCCGUUCCAGACUGCCUCCUCCACACCAGUGUCCACCCGUUCGUUCCCCUCUGUUCCGCGCUGCCCAACUCUGAGCGAUGGAAGGCACCGUGCUGUGCGCGGCCAACCACGCGCCGCUCACGCCCAUCAGCUUCCUCGAGCGCACCGCGCUCGUCUACCCCGACUGCCCAGCCAUCGUCGCUGCCGGACACGCCGCCGCGCCGCCGCCCCGCACCUGGCGGCAGACCCGGGACCACUGCCUCCGCCUCGCCGCCGCGCUCGCGGGGCUCGGCGUCGCGCGCCGUGACGUGGUUGCGGUGUUCGCGCAGAACAUCCCGGCCUUCUGCGAGCUCCACUUCGGCAUUCCCAUGGCGGGCGCCGUGAUCUGCGCGCUCAACUCGCGGCUCGACGCCGGCAUGGCGUCCGUGCUGCUGCAACACUCGGAGGCCAAGGUCGUGUUCGUGGACGCCGCGCUACUGGGCGUCGCCCGGGAAGCGCUCCGCUUCAUCUCCCAGCAGGCCGGCGGAGCGAGCAGGGUACCCGCCGUGGUGCUAAUCAACGAGGCGCUCGACGAGCCGCCGCCAGCGGCGACAGGAAACGACAAGAUCCCAGGCGUCGAUCGGUGCUACGAGUACGAGGCCCUCCUCAGCAACAGCAGAGGCGGCGAUCCAGAGUUCUUGAUCCGGUGACCGGACGACGAGAACGAGCCGAUCGCGCUGGAUCUGCGUGCAGGGGGCGGUGAAUCGCGGGGAGGGGCGCUGGAUCUGCGGGCGGUGAAUCGUGAGGUGGGGGGGGUUGGAUCCGCGGGCGGACGGUGAAUCGCGUGCGGGCUGACGUGAGCGCUGAGCGGGAUUCGCGGCGUGGACGUUGAGGCGGGGGCAGUCUACACUUUACUCUUAAUAGUUAGUAGAGAUAAGUACGCGAAUAGAGGCCACACAAUUCGCGCAUGCAAUGCAAUGGAAAGUUGGAAACCACGUUCAUUUGUAACGAUGGAAAUCAAAGGUAUUUCUUUAUUUGCAAAAAAUAAUAGAAAUAAAAGUUCUUAC
Molecule: messenger RNA, 1076 nt
Organism: Zea mays
Lineage: Eukaryota; Viridiplantae; Streptophyta; Magnoliopsida; Poales; Poaceae
Product: probable acyl-activating enzyme 1, peroxisomal
Exons: 2
Coding region: 129-719 (196 amino acids)
Source: RefSeq, a predicted model, not a curated record